This is a messenger RNA of Oppiella nova, 2381 nucleotides long. Lineage: Eukaryota; Metazoa; Arthropoda; Arachnida; Sarcoptiformes; Oppiidae. The record is from the annotation of a GenBank genome assembly.
UUGGCUUUCAUUUUGGAAUUGAAUUGAGUUUUGGUUUCAUUCGACAAACAAAGCACUGAUUCGUCAGUCGAUUCACUGCUCACUCGUCUCCUGAAGAUUGUCUCCAUCGGGAAGAAGUGGUCUCUUCUGUCCCAACACUUGCUCUCUCUGUCCACCCCUUCGCCACCACUUCACCCAAACCAGUGACACAUCCGAAGACAUAAUCGUAUUGUUUGUAUUGAUUGUCGAAAUGGAAGCCAUUUAUUGAAUCGCAAACAGAAUGUCAAUCAAUCCGUCAAUUGAAGAGCUCUUCGCUCCUAAUUGUCUGUCAAUUAGAUCCGCAUUUGAUUCGCACGACACUCACCGCCAGACUCAUGGAUCGCAACCAAUGGGCGCUGUCUUCUCAGCCGCAGUGCAACUCAAGUCAAGGCAGUCGUGGCACGCAAUCACUGACUGAUCCGUCACUCAGUGGUCGCCAAUCAAAUCGCUUCAAUGGGAACCGUCGUCGCAAUGAAGCCAUUCAUCGGAACGUCACUCAAAGCAAACAAAACAACAGCCAAUCGGGCCGUCAGUCCAACUGGAGAGCGGGUCGUCCCAGAGGUUCCGGUUCUGUGGCCGAUGUUGUCGACUGUGACCUGUCUUCCCAUCACUUGAGCGCCGGCUCUGCAGACCUAUUGAGUGACAAAUUGGAUAAUAAGAAGAUCUAUGGCUCAAAGAAACACAAUUUGAAUCAUUUGCUGAACUUUACGUUUGAUGCCAGAGAUGACACGUCGGGUGACCACAGAGUCCAUCAGCGAAGAGGUAACCAUCAGAGAGGCUAUAAUAAGGAGCACUUCCUUCAAGCGAACUGUCAGUUUGUGGUGAACGACCUCAACGACUACUCCAUCCAUACGUCAAAUCCAGACACGAGUGUCGACUGGAAUUCGGUCGAAGAGAUCCGUUUCAAGACGGAUGGAGAGACGUAUUGUCCGAUCUGUUUGGACAGUCCGGUGGCGCCUAAGAUGACCCGUUGCGGACACAUCUACUGCUGGUCGUGUGUCUUGCAUUACCUGGCGCUGAGUGACCAGAAAUGGCGCAAAUGUCCCAUUUGUUUCGAUUGGAUCCAAGCACAAGACCUCAGAUCCGUCGAGUCUCACAAUAAAACUGAUUACAAAAUCGCGGACUUUAUUACACUGUGUCUCAUGAAGCGCAAGAAGGGCUCAACCAUUGCCACUCCGGCCCUACUCUACGAUCAUAACCACAACUCCUUUCACCAGAAGUUUCAACCACUGAAUGGCGAUCCAGUGAUGAGUUCCUAUCAGAAGAUACUGAUUGCGUCACCCAAUCAGGUGUUGCGCCAAAUCAUUGAACGCGAGAAACAACAGCUCUUGAGUCAAAUGACUGCAGACAAAGACACUCCUGAGGUGUGUUUCAUUGAGAACGCUUUGGAUGAGCUCAAGAUCAGAGAGGAUUUGCUCCUUAAGAGAGAGGAUUUGCUCCUUAAGAGGUGUGACACCAAUACUGGCGAUGACUCUCCUCUCGAUGGCAACAGUGGGGGUAAUGUCGAGAAAGUGGACAACCAUUCGGACGAUGAGUUCUAUUACUUCUAUCAGUCAGAAGACGGACAACACAUUUAUUUGCAUUCACUGAACGUUCGGAUAUUGAAACAGGAAUUCGGUUCACUAGACAACUGUCCCAACAAAAUAAGCGCUAAAAUCGUUGAGACCGAGUGGGAGUCCAUGUCCGACGAGUUGCGCAAACGAUACCGAUAUCUGCAGCACUUGCCGCUCACCUGCGAGUUCCGUAUCGUUGAACUCGAGUUCAAUAACGAACUCAUCUCUGAGCCAACGCUGAAGGGCUUUCACGACGAAGUCAUUCACAGACAACGCGUCCGAUCGAAGCGCGCGCGAGAGGAGCGCAGACGGGAGAGACAUAUUCAGGUCGAGCAGAAUAAGCGCAUUCAUGGCAUAUACCCGCGCCCUAAGUAUCGGUUGGAUAAUAUGCAACAGUUCCCCAACUGCUUGCAAACACCCGACGCCAUGCACUCCAUGUCGGAAUCGUCGACGAACGACGACUCGUCGCUCACCACUCCAGCCAAUGAUAACGCGUCGGCCAACUAUGGCACGAGUCCUCCCGUCGAACCGGAAUUCCCAUCGUUUGCAUCGAUGCUUCGCGAAGGAAAGGCUAAACCAGUGGUCACUUCAAAGACCAAUACAGUGAUCGGCAAUGAAUUGGCGGCCAAUGAGUCGGAGGAUGAGUAUCAGCGGCCGACGGCUUAUAACUACUCGUUAAGCGAUGCGUUUGCGGCUGCGCUCCAACUCAAGAGUUCUGGUCCUCAAACCGAUGGCAACAAAAAGGGCUCAAAGAAGAAGAAGACUAAACCAAAGCUUUUGAUGAGUACUGGAAUGAAUCGCAUGUAUUAG